GAGGGCCUAGAGCAUAUGACAAACCUGCAAAUUCUAAAUUUGGCCCAUAACAACAUUGAGCAUGUACCUGCCUGGGUGGCAAAGAAGCUUCGAUCGCUGCAGUCGCUGAACUUACAGCACAACAAGAUUUUUUCGUUGCAUGAGAUUGCCAAACUGAAGCCCCUGAAAAACUUGACGGAACUGGUACUAGCUGACAACCCCGUGGCCGGUUUACCCCACUACCGCCUCUUUGUCAUCUUCCAUCUGAGGUCCCUGGAGAUGCUGGAUGGCCAACCUGUGACCGAGCUAGAGAGAGAAGAGGCUCACCAGCGCUUUCAUAUCGAGGAGGUAGAGCGAUUGGAGCAGGAGUUGGAAGCUUUUGUGGCUGAAAUUGAGAAGUUGAGGAUGGAGCAGACCUCCGCCCUGGAGGAGCUGGAGAGACAGCUAGCGCUCAACCGCAGCCUUGAGCUACAGAGCCAAAGGCAGCAGCAAUGUCAGGACAAGUUAGAAAGAGAACUGGAAACCAAGUCUGAACUGUCCUUAUUGUAUUCUCCUCUGCUGGAUUCUGUCUGUCAGCUGAAGCAGAAGACGAUGGAGCUGACCAGAGCCUGUCAGAAGCAGUAUGAGCUGGAGCAGGAGCUGGCCUUCCAUAAGAUAGAUGUCAAGUUUGAACCUCUCCCAAAUUACCCUGAUCAUGACAUGGACGUGGAUGCGUCUCCCGGAGAGAGCCCUUACAUAGGAAAAGCUCGUCACAAAAGGAACACAACUGGACCAGAGAGCUCAGAGACCAGAGACAGGUGUCAGACCUCGGCAGAGUUCACAGAAACCGACAGCCCAGGAGGUGAUGUGUCCAGACAUGCCCAGGCCAAAGCUGAGGAGCAUCUGCAGCGCUUGCACAGAGAGAUUGAAAAGGCAGAGAAUCAGAUUCUCAGAGUCAGCGAGGAGCUUGGACACCUGGAGGAGGCCGUGGCCCAGAGACGGAUCUCAGAGGCGGAGAAGGAACAUCUCCGACAGCAGCUCCACCGGAAGAUCCAGCACUUGACGGAGCUGAGGAGAGAGACAGAGGAGGUGGAGAGGCAGCUGGACCAACAGGGGGAGCUCAUGAGUCAGACUCAACAGGAGAUAGAAAAGCUCCAGAGCCUGCUCAACACCCUGGACCCCAGUGACCCGAGACACACUCACGUGAAGGCUCAGCUGUCCAGUAAGAGCCAGCUGCUGGACAUGAUGAGCAGGAAGCACCGCGAACUGGAGAGUCGCCUGGACGACAUGCUGACCCGAAUCGCUAAGGAAACAGAGGAGAUCAAAGAUCUGGAGCAACAGCUAACGGAAGGUCAGAUAGCCGCUAACAAGGCUCUAAAGCGGGACCUGGAAGGCAUCAUCGCUGGGCUGCAGGAAUACCUCCACGCGGUGAAGGACCAGGCACGCCGCGCCCAGUCCGACUGCCAUCACCUGCAGGGGGAGAACGAGUCUCUUCAGUGCCUCUUACAGGAGAGAGAGGAACAGCUCAACCAGCUGGAAUCUGUGGCUCGGAGUGCCAAAAACAGCCAGGAGGCGCUGCGGAAACAGGAGCAGGAGCUGGCUGACCUGAGGAAGGAGAACGCGGAGCUGCUUCGGGUUCAGGGGCAGGUCAGCGCUUACGAGGCCGAGUUAGAGACCCAGCUGCAGAGGAGCAACAGCGAGGCCAACCAGCUAAAGGAGGAGCUAGGCCGACUGCACAGGCUCAGCCAGAUGGAGCACUCGGCCCUGCAGGCGGAGCUGGAGAACGAACGACAGGCGAAGGAGAACGCUUUGGCCCAGCUGCGGCUUUCCGCGGAGAGAGAACUGGAGAACGCCAGGCUGCUGGAACAGCUCAACGUUCUACAGGAGGAGAGGAGUUCUCUGAGGGAGAGGGCUGAUGGUCUUCAAGCUGAACUGGAGCAGACCAGAGAGGAGCUUCUGUGUCCCAAACAGGUGGCCGAGCGUGUAGAGGAGCUGACAAACUGGAUCGCCUCGAGCCAAGAAGAUAUACGGCUGGAAGAUGGAGCAGACCCCGUGGAUGUUAGCCUGUCCCGGCUGCAGCAGGAGCUGAGGCGCGUGGUCUCCGCGGCGCAGGCCGACAGAGAGGAAGCCCGGCGAGCUCAGGACAGACUCGUUUGUGAGACGGCCUCUCUCCGAGAGAGACUGCGCAGCUAUCAGGACAAGUACAGAGCACAGGCUGCAGAGCUGCACAGUGAGGAGGCGGAGCUUCACAAGCUGAGGGAGGAGCUACAGGAGGCCCAGCAGCAGCAGUACUUGAUGGUUCAGCGUUUAGAGGAGGCGGAGAGUGAGAGAGAUCGACUCCUCGCUGAGCUGGAGGACCAAGACAAACAGAUGAAAGAAGGUGAGUUUCAUACUCAGGAGCAGCUGCAGUCACUAAACCUGGAGCUUCAGGACCUCAGAAGAUCUUUCACCAACGCAGACAAAACAGUCGCCCAGCAAUUAAACGCGGCGAAGGAGCAGCUCCGCUCUCUUCACAAGACUGUCGAGAAAAUCAGACAGGAGAGAGCAGAGGAUGCCGAGGAGCUGGAAGACUCCAGAGUAGAGACCACUCAGGCCGUCCAGGACCUCACGAGGGCAGAGGAGGAGAUCCAGUUCCUACAGAAGCUUCUGAAAGACAGGGCACACGUAAUGGACAAGAAAGUCCACAGUGCUUCAGACCCCACCAUCCAACAUCAGGAACUGGAUAGAUUACAUCAGGCUCUGAAACGCCAGCGGGCUCAGACCAAACGACUGAGAGAUCAGCUGGCCAAAGCUAAAGAAGCUAAUAAUGGGAACCUGGAGGAGCUUCUAAGUGAGAUAGAAGCUCUUAGAGACACCCUGCUUCAACAGAACAGCUUCCUGACCAGCUUCGGAGACUCCCAGAGGAGCCGAGGUUACUGGUGCUUUGUACCACCUGCGCAAAACCCCCCUAGUUUAGGGUCCCAGGGUACACAGGAUUCAGGGUUAGGGUCCCAGUACCCCUUCUCUCCAGAAAGGGGUCGACGUUCUGGCCGCAGAAGCCGAAGGGAGAGGGAACACCCUCCGAAAACAGGCUACUGGAUCAAUUCUCCUCAUCGACACAGCUCACACAGUCAGAGAGAAAGAGGGAGGGACAGCGGUGGAGAGAGCGACGACAGUAUCUCCGCCUCCCGCUUCACUCCGCCCCCUGGGUGCGUCAUAUACACAAGUCCGCCUCCCGGCUCCACCCUCCCACCCGGCACGGUUAUCUAUGCCCCGCCUGUGGCUGGGUUGUCCGUCAGCCCUGGGACAGUCAUAUAUGGACCACCACCACAGGGUGCUAGACUAGUUUAUGGACCUCCACCAACCGGACUUUCGUUCCCUCUGGUGCCCACAGGAGUUCUUCACUGUAACAUGCCUGGACAUCAAGACAUGGAGGCUGAGCUGAGGGGAGCACAGCGUUUGCUCAGGGAGCAGGAGCAGCGGGAGUGUGGCAGAGUUCUCAGUGAGGACGAGGUUCACUCCCUGCAGGAGCAGAGAGCUGAGCUCCAACAGGAGCUAAAGGAGCUACGCAGAAACAUCGGCCGAUUGCAGCGUCGCAGGAGGGCGCUGGAGAGCACAGGCAGCGGUGUGGAAGCUGAAAGGUCAGAGCUGGAGGAUGAGGUGGAGUGUGUAGAACAAACUCUGCUUAAGCGCAGAGCUGAGCUCAGGGAGGCAGACAGACUCCUGCUGGAGGCCCAAACUGACCUGAAGGAUACGAGAGCUAAGGCCAAAGAUGUGUUACAGCGCUACAGCGAGGCUCAGAGGCGUGUUGAGGAGACUGAACAUGAGCUGGAGGAGAUAGAACAGCGUGCUCAGGAUAACGCCACCCAGCUUGUGCACAGCAAACAGCAGCUCCGAGAUCUUCAGGACAAGGUUCAGGAGCUGCAGAAGUGUAAGCUGGACCAGGAGCACACCCUACACGACGUCGAGGACGUGCUAGCAGCUCGUGACGCGGAGUUCCAGGAGAUCACCCGAAAACUGGAGAAGGCCACUGACCGGUGGGAAGCUUCGCAGAAGGAGCUGAGAGAGAGUCAGGCGUUGGAGAUGAAGCUAUUGGAGCGCUGUAGAGAGACUGAACACACCUUUAACCUACGGCAGAAAGAACUGGAGCGAGUCAGCGCUCAGGUGGCACUGCGGCAGGAGGAGCUGACACUGCUGGACAAAAAGCUCGGUCAGUGGCGUGAGGAGGAGUCUGUGUUGCGUGGGAGUUUAGAGCAGCACAGACAGAGCCUGGUGGAGGUGCUUCGACAAGGAGAGGAGGACGCCUGCGACCUUCGCCAGCGCAUCAAGGAGCUGCGUGUGGAUCUGCAGAGCCUGUCUGUGCAGAAGGGGGAGUUGGACUCCCAGCUCUCAGAGAAGAGGAGUAGACUCUCCCAGUAUAAACUUGAGGAGCAGCAACAAGAGGAGAUGCUUCAGAGUCUUUGCUCCACAAUCAGCAAGAACAAAGCAGAACUGAAACACGUGUUAGAGAUGAUUCAGUUAGAAAACAGUGAGCUGCAAGGAGUGAAGCUUCAGCAUGAUCAGAAACUGGACCAGCUGGAGAAGACCCAGGAGAACCUGCUUCAGGUGCGUGUUGAAUUGGAGGGCCUUCUACAGGAGACCCAGCAGCACCGUGGGGAGGCGGAGAGACAACGGAAGCUUCUGGAGCAGGGGAGAGAGGAGGUCGAGGAGCUGAAGGAGGAGGCUCACAGACUCAGGGAGCAGGUGGAGGCCGCAGACAAAGAGAGAAGCUCUCUGGAGGAGAAGUGUAAAAACCUGGAGGCUCGCCGCACACACGCACAGAGGUGCUUACUGAGUACAGAGGAGGAGGCAACAUCAGCAGAAGCAGAGCUACUCAGGCUGCGGUCCGAGCUGGACAAAGUCAAACAGGAGCAGAGACAGGCUCACAGCCUGAGACAGGAGACACACAGAAACACAGCAGCUACACGCCAGCAGCUGCAAGAGGAAUCCGAGGAGCUGACCAGACUAAAGAAACAGGUCUCUGACUCACAACACCAACUGGAAACCAUUGGAGAGGAGGUAAGAGCAGCUUCCAAGGAGCGCGUGGAGCUUCUGAAGCGGCAGGAGGAGCUGAAGAAGGACGUGCAGGAGAAAGAGGAGAAGAUUCGGAGAAGACAGUUACGGUUGGAGAAGCUGGAGCACAAGCUAAAGGAACUGGAGGCAGAGGUAGACGACAAGCAAGCACAACUGGACCAACAUGAGGAGCGUUUGAAGGUUCAGGAGCGACAGGGCUCGGAACUGGAGGAUCUGCAGAGGCAGAAACAGCAGAGGCUGCAGGCUCAGAUUCAGGCACUAGAGGGCGCUCUGGCUCAGCGCGUGGAGAAGAUGGAGCAGCUGACCGUCUCAGUGUCAGAUAUGGAGGAGAAGAGCCGCACGCUACAGAAAGACCAAGUGCAGUGUGCCCUUCUGCAAGAGCGAGUUAGGAAGCUAGAGGAGGAGGUUUCAGAGAGGAGCAGGAAGCUACAGGAGAAGGCUGAGGAGGCGCAGGCCCUGCUGGAUGAGCUGAGCAGCUGCCGCAGUGAGGCGCGUUGCCUCCAGGAGGCGCUGUCUGCGGAGAGGAGCGGUGCAGAGGGCAGACUGGAAACACUUAGGAAUCGCUGUCGGACAGACAGGGAGAAACUCGAAGUAGCCGAACAGGAGCGAGUGAAGCUGCAGAGAGAGCUAGUGAUGGUGGAGAAAGCUGCCCAGGAGAACCAUCAGAGGGCCAGGAGUCUACAGAAAGAACUCAACGCCGUCUCCAAAGAACUGCUCUCCCUCAAAGACAAGAUGCGCAGUCAGCAGGAAGGUGAAGCUCGUGUGCGGGACAUUAAGGAAGCCAUGCGAUCGCUGAAGUCAGACGUGAAGGCAGAGCUAAACGAGGGCAUGAGGGCACUGGAGAGCUUUCCCAGUACCUCCUCAGACACAGACAACCUGAAAGAGAACUUCCCCUGCCUCACGCAGCCUGUGGCCAGACCAGUUUACAAUGCCAAGGAUGAGCAGUGGCGCGGGGAGGUGCUGAGAGAGAGACUCCGACAGCAGGAGGACCACCUCAAGGCCCAGCUGCGCAGAUGCAUGUUUUCCCAGCAGGAGGCGCUGUGUUUGCGCAGGCAGCAGACAGAGGGCAGCAUACAGUGCCUGCGCAGACGCGUGGACAAGUUGGACCAGCUGCUAGGGAACUCUGCCAGCGAGGCUGUGUGUUCAGGCGGGUCUGACCCCUCUGCUAAACAGGGCUUUGUAAGUAAAAGUCUCUGA
Molecule: messenger RNA, 6207 nt
Organism: Chanos chanos (milkfish)
Lineage: Eukaryota; Metazoa; Chordata; Actinopteri; Gonorynchiformes; Chanidae
Gene: cntrl
Product: centriolin
Exons: 39
Coding region: 16-6207 (2063 amino acids)
Molecular function (GO): protein binding
Source: RefSeq, a predicted model, not a curated record